UAUAAGCCCACCAAAAACAAAAGCCGCCUUUGAAUGGCAGCUAUGAAGCACACAAUUGCCGUGUUUUUGUUUGCUUAUCUUCUCAACCAAAGCCAUGGCGAAGGAACGCUUGGCAGCCAUGCUCAUCUCUUCAGCGACGAAGUGAGUGAUAUGGCCUUUCCAGAUGGGUUCAUGUGGGGAUAUUCUUCGGCAGCCUACCAAGUGGAAGGCGCUUGGGAUGAGGAUGGAAAAGGUGAAAGUGUUUGGGACUACGAUGCCCACAAUCGGCCAGAGUGGUUUCCUGAGGGACAGAACGGCGAUAUUGCUUGCGACGCUUACCACAACACCGAUGUGGAUGUUGAACUUCUAAGGAGGCAAGGCGUCAGCACCUAUAGGUUUUCGGUGUCUUGGUCCAGAGUGCUGCCAACCGGCCACCUUGAUAACAUCAACGAAAAAGGACUGGCCUACUAUCGGGACCUCAUCCAGAAGCUGAAGCAAAACAACAUUGAGCCCUUUAUCAAUAUGCAUCAUGCGGACAAUCCGCGCCCCAUUGAGGACGAAGGCGGCUUUCUCACCGAGGAUUACAUUGAUGCCUUUGUCGACUACGCCACGUUGCUCUUCGAGAACUUCGGAGACGACGUGAAGUGGUGGACAACCUUCAACGAGCCGAAUCAAGUUUGCUCCGGAGCUUACGACACUGGAGGUUCUUCGCCUCAGAACCUCCACCCGGGCACAGGGGCCUACAUUUGCGGUCAUAACUUGCUGCGGGCGCACGCCAAAACCUACAGGGUGUACGAUGAGCGCUUCAGAGCCACUCAGAACGGCAAAAUUUCCAUGAUUAUUACUGAAUCUUGGACAGAGCCGGCCACUAAUUCUAGUGACGACAUUCUGGCCGCUGAGCGUGGAAGUCUUACUAACUACGGCUGGUAUGCGCAUCCAAUUGUCUUUGGCGAUUAUCCACAGGUUAUGAGGGAACGGGUGGACAUGCGGAGCGCUUUGCAAGGCUUCAACCAGUCGCGACUUCCAGUAUUCACGGACGAGGAGAAGGAGGAGUUAAAAGGCAGCUACGAUUUUCUAGCAGUAAACAUGUACACGACAGUGCUGGCCACAGAUAUGGAAGAGGCUCCAAUUGAAGAAAUCGGUCUGGGCUCGGACUUUCGCGUGCACACCUACCAGCCAGAUGAUUGGGAAAAAACUGCCUCCUCUUGGUUUAAAGUGGUUCCUUGGGGGGCUCGCCACUUGGUGCGCUGGAUCCGCGACACUUACGGCGACGACAAGGGCAUCAUUGUUACAGAAAAUGGCUACAAAGACACUGGCAAUGAGAUGGAGGACUUGGACACCCGAGGACGUUACCACAAAAUGUACCUGAGUAACCUGAACGAUGUCAUUUACAAGGACGGCGUGAAUCUGUUCGGAUACUUGGCCUGGAGUUUGAUGAACGACGUUGAAUGGUACGAGGGCUGGACAACGAACCUUGGCCACUACCAUGUGGAUUUCUACAGCCCCAACAGAACCAGGACGCCUAAACAGUCCGCCGCCUACUACAAGAAGGUGGUCACUACCAAUUGUUUGUUAGAUUCCUGUCAGCCUGCGACGAAAAGAAUUAUGUUGUGAAAUUUGAUAGAACCGGAAUAAUAAGAGAUAUUUAAAAAAAUCGA
Messenger RNA from Dendroctonus ponderosae (mountain pine beetle), 1637 nucleotides. Its product is annotated as myrosinase 1. The record is from RefSeq and is a predicted model, not a curated record. Gene Ontology annotation, biological process: carbohydrate metabolic process. Bases 34 to 1593 code for a protein of 519 amino acids. The transcript has 11 exons. Lineage: Eukaryota; Metazoa; Arthropoda; Insecta; Coleoptera; Curculionidae. Gene Ontology annotation, molecular function: beta-glucosidase activity.